UUCCACUGCUCCCACACUUGCAAUCUUUUUAUCUGCAUAGCCAUGAUGACAAUGGCUUUAAUAUCUCCAUGUUUUGUAGCCAUACACUCGACACCUCUUCACAACCCAGGGGUUUCCUUCAUUUCCAAAGAAAACAAUCACAAGCUUAACAGAACACUCAAGUUUCACCUUUUGACACCCAAGGCUACAGGAGACAAGGAAACAAAGCCUAAAACAAAAAGUGUUAUAUGUACCGAUUGUAAUGGCAAUGGCGCAGUUCAAUGUUCACAAUGCAAAGGUGUUGGCGUUAACCCUGAAGAUUUUUUUAACGGACAAUUUAAAGCCGGGGACUCAUGUUGGCUUUGCGGAGGCAAGAAAGAAAUGCUAUGUGGAAAUUGCAAUGGAGCCGGCUUUGUAGGAGGCUUCUUGAGCGGCUUUGAGGAUUCAUAAGCGGGCUUUGAUCAUUAGAUUCACACGUAAAUAUUAAAAAGUUCAAGCAUAAUAUAAUAUAUGUAAAUAAGUUUUAUAUCAUCUCAUAUCUCAUUUAUUGUUCAGAUAUUUUUUUAUAGCAUAAUCAUGCAUGUUCUGUAACAAGUAGAUUCAAACGCUGUGUAUGAACUCACUGAUUUGCUUCUGUAACAACCGAGCCGGUUGCAAAUCAGGCCUAAACACAUGAAAAACAUGUUUUUCGUUUCUGGUCUCAA
Messenger RNA from Erigeron canadensis, 683 nucleotides. RefSeq names its product protein BUNDLE SHEATH DEFECTIVE 2, chloroplastic-like. The transcript is spliced from 5 exons. Gene Ontology annotation, molecular function: protein folding chaperone. The record is from RefSeq and is a predicted model, not a curated record. NCBI's taxonomy places the organism in Eukaryota, Viridiplantae, Streptophyta, Magnoliopsida, Asterales, Asteraceae. Bases 43 to 429 code for a protein of 128 amino acids. Gene Ontology annotation, cellular component: protein folding chaperone complex; chloroplast stroma.